This is a messenger RNA of Penicillium chermesinum, 2031 nucleotides long. RefSeq names its product Zn(II)2Cys6 transcription factor. Bases 1 to 2031 code for a protein of 676 amino acids. Gene Ontology annotation, biological process: positive regulation of transcription by RNA polymerase II. Lineage: Eukaryota; Fungi; Ascomycota; Eurotiomycetes; Eurotiales; Aspergillaceae. The record is from RefSeq and is a predicted model, not a curated record. Gene Ontology annotation, molecular function: DNA-binding transcription factor activity, RNA polymerase II-specific; zinc ion binding; transcription cis-regulatory region binding. Gene Ontology annotation, cellular component: nucleus. The transcript is spliced from 4 exons.
AUGGAGCAAUAUCACCAGUCUCAGGCUGCCAUGGGUGGCUUCUCCGAUGCAAUGCAGCAGGAUCCGAGCAUGUCGGCCUUUUCACUCUUCGGCUCAACGCAGUACCCGGAGAGUGUGGCAUUCUGGCAUGAUCCCUCCGCACCGGCCAUGGCUCUUCCAACGUCAUACCCCUCCGAACAGCCCACCAUACUCCAGCACCCACCAGACCAGAAGAAGCACAAGCGCACCCGGAGUGGCUGCUUCACGUGCCGUGCUCGCCGUAUCAAAUGCGACGAGAGUCGCCCGGUGGGAGGUCGGAGUGCGGGCAAAGCUCGAUCUGCCCGGCCUCCAUCGCGGAGUCAUGACUCCCCUGGAAAGGUAGGGCAUGAUGAGCCUAGUCCCCUGGAACCUAUAAUCGACGAGGAAGAACCCAACGCUAUUGCCGCGGCGACUCUCCCCUCACCUGCUAGCAUCGGCCCUGGUCACUUUCGUCCUGAUCUCGAACGAAGGCAGAGUGAGCCAUCACCAAGAUCACAGCAUACAAAGCAGCCAUCAGAUCCGGGCCCUUUCAGCCUUGAACAGGCGGGGAGUUCCCCGUCGGGCGAGUCGUCGCAAUACGAGUCUUUAAGCGUACGGUCGACGAGCAUCAGUCAGACUGCGACAGACUUGCUUAACGCAGCACAGCUGCCUGAUGACAUUCGUUUUUUCUUGAAUUUUCACCAGGAGUUUCUUACACACGAGCAUUUCUUCUUAAGACAGCCUAGUACUCCGUUCAUUCAGCAUCACCUUAUUGAACUGGCCUUGCAGUACGAACCCCUUUUAUACGCUUUGGUGGGAUUUUCGGCGUACCAUCACACUUUGCAAGCUCCCGAUGGCAAGCUCUAUUCGUUUUUAAAGUACUACAAUAAAGCUUUGGCGCUUUUACGGAAGUCUCUCGGCUCCGGGGAGGAUCAUUGCCUUGCAACGCUCUGUACGGUUCUUGUGUUGACGACUUUUGAGGAGUAUAUUGGUGACUGGGUGAACCUGAUCGACCAUCACCGUGCUGCGCACGCAUUAAUGAGAGAACUUCUGACGCCUGAAUCAUCAAAUCUCAUCGAACUACACACGAACAUUUUUCUCUGGUACGCACGAUUUGACGUUGUGGUUGGAAUCCUCGCGGGGACGGAAGCAAUUCUACGUCGGGACUGGUAUCUCGCCAUCGAACAGUAUGCUGCCGACCAGGCAGCCUCCUACCCAGAUGAUCCACAGACGCAAUUCAACCUUGUGGCAUCCAUCAACCGCCGUUUUGGCUUAGACCUGGCCUCACUAUACGCCAAAUUGUCGCAAGGGUUAGUUCCCUACGAAGAUUUCAUUGUGCAGAACACACAACUCGGGCAAACCUUGGAGAAGGCAAAGGACAUCAUGAGGAGGUUCAAUGAUUCGGAAUAUGCCGUUCGCUCUUAUCCAAACAAAAAACCCUUGACGGAAGACGACAUAAUGGACCCUUACGUACCGGGUGCCAUGUUCGAGGGCCCGCUGUGGGAUGCAAACCUCAUCUGGAUUGAUCUUUUGUCGACGGAGUUGAUGUACAAGUAUCAAACCAUGUUGGCUGUACGUCAACCUUUGCUGCCGGAACUGGGCAAGCUGGCUCUGGAACAGUGUCAGCUAAUGGAAACAAUUGAUCGCUUCCCAAACAAGCCCAACGGUGCUUGCAUUGGGUUCAAGAAUGCCAUGGGAAUUGCCUGCUUGUUCCUCCCCCGAGAACCCCCGUAUCAGAAGUGGGCUCAGGGCAAGCUUGCGAUGAUGGAAAGAAAUGGGUAUAUCAUUCCCCCCAAAUUCCGAGAAGUCCUCUGCGAAGUCUGGCAAAGCACUGAAUACAUGCACUGGUGGCUGCCGAACGGUGAAGACUACCCCGACAUCGUCCGCCAAAUUAGGGAGAUGACCGACGAGCGCCUGAAACAGCCGCGCGACGGACUCCGCUCCGACGUCCGCGAUCUCAAAACGCUUUUCUGGAAAUUGAACGUCGAUGAGAGCGAUAACGAACAGAGCCCUCCCCACAUAAGACCAAAAUAG